GCAGCAACAGCAUCCACGAGGCGGUGAGAGAUGAGCGUAUACACUCACAACUUCACUGCUGUCCUCAACAUGUAGCAGCAGUCUCAAGCAAUACCUAGAAUGUCAACGUGGAGAAAGUCUCCGAAGUUCUGGAGAAGUAAAAAGAUCCACAUCUCUGCCCAGUUAAGAAGUGAUGCUAUUAAGGUGCUGCUGAGCUUAUUACACCAACGUUGCUGUUUCCUCCCAGACGGGAACACAGAUCAGCCAGAUUCAUGGUGUCCCCCGCCGUACUUCGAUGAAGACAGCUACCCCUCCCCUCCCAGGAAUAUGAAAGGUUUAUCAAGUGGUCGUCCUCAGCUCACCUUCACAUCAGCACACACCUGUGGGCUGCCAGACUGCGAUCAGUCCCUCGACACCUUCCAGCAUGUUGGCCCUGACUCCCGCUCUCCCUACCUGCUCAGUCCGACUGAGAGCUUCCCUCUCGAUCCACAUCGCUGCUCACCUCGCAGCUCCAUCCACUCGGAAUGCAUGGUAAUGCCCGUUUCCAUGGCAUCUGACCACGUUUCCAGCAGCACCUUUCCCAGAAUGCACUACAGUUCACACCAUGACGGCUCGCGGGAUGAUGGCUCCGCCUCUCACGGCGGCGGUGGUGGCGGAGGCGGCGGCAGCAGCGGCGGGUCCGGGAAGAUGAACCGGAUACCUGCAAACCUGCUGGACCAGUUUGAAAAGCAGCUGCCAAUUCACAGAGACGGUUUUCACACACUGCAGUACCAGCGCACGUCUGCCACCACCACAAGCAGCGAGCAACGCAACGAGAGUCCCGGACGCAUCCGCCACCUGGUGCACUCGGUCCAGAAGCUUUUCACUAAAUCCCACUCGCUGGAGGGAUCGUCCAAGAUGAACGGCACCAAGGGAGACUCCCGCUCCGACAGCGGCCACCACCACCAUCACGGACAUCACCAUGGCAACCACAAACACAGCAAAAGGAGUAAGAGCAAGGAACGCAAGUCGGACUCCAAGCAACGCUCAGGGAUAGCAGGCUGGUGGAGUUCCGACGACAACCUCGACAGCGACAGCACCUACCGGACUCCCAGCAUCAUGAGCCGUCACCAUGGUGAUCACAUCACUCACUGUUAUCCGGACAUGGGCCACAGUCACUUCGGUGACCUUUCACUCAAGACCUCUAAGAGCAACAAUGACGUGAAAUGCUCGGCUUGCGAGAGCAUCUCUAUGGCCCCCGAGGGAAAGUUUAUGAAGCGCAGCUCGUGGUCGACGCUGACGGUCAGCCAGGCUAAAGAAGCCUACCGCAAAUCUUCCCUUAACUUGGAGAAACCGGCGAUGCCUCAAGAUCUGAAGUCCUCCAUGAGGCCUUGUCAUUAUUUACAGGUCCCUCAGGAUGAAUGGGGAGGAAAAGAUGAGGAGAUCCCAUGCAGAAGGAUGCGGAGCAGCAGUUACGUCAAAGCCAUGGGUGAUCAGGACAGCGGCGAUUCUGACGGCAGCCCUAAAAAUUCCCCGCAGAAAAGCGUGCGGCCCGGAUCUCUCGUCAAAUCCGUGCUGCAGAGACAACUUUCAGACCAGAGCUCAUACCGUUUGGACAAGUCAAGCCGGGACAUGGUCAAAUACCUCACCAAUUUAACUGCAGAUUUAAGUCAAAGUUACCAUCUUCAGACCUCUAGGGAAAUCCAUCCCAGCAUCACACUGGAACCGUCUCCCAACUACUGCUCGCCUAAGUUCCGAUCCAGGAACCAGAGCUACAUGAGAGCGGUCAGCACCCUGAGUCAGGCCAGCUGCGUCAGCCAGGUCAGCCAGGUGAGUGAGACAGAGGUGAACGGGCAGUUUGAAUCAGUGUGUGAAUCUGUAUUCAGCGAGGUGGAGUCUCAGGCCAUGGAUGCUUUGGACUUGCCGGGCUGCUUCAGGACACGCAGCCACAGUUAUCUGAGAGCCAUCCAAGCGGGAUUCUCGCAGGACGACGAGUGUGUUCCCUCCAUGACAUCAUCCACAGUUACCUCCACCAUCAGGUCCACCACAGGAAUUCAGUUCCGUCUUCCUUCUUCAGGCAGCGUGGACCGUCCGUCCCAACAGCCACCAGCGGUCACCUACACACCCAGUACACCCACCUACAAGAGGACCCCUCCGCCUGUGCCCCCUCGCUCCACUUCUAAACCCCUAAUCUCCAUCACAGCCCAAAGCAGCACAGAGUCCACCCAGGAUGCCUACCACGAGGGACAGCUGGCCAGAGGGGGCCUCUGGGGUUCUGAAGGGUUAAGCCUGAGUUUGGGUCGAGCCCUUUAUAACUCCACAGACAGUCUGGACAGUGCCAAGGCUGUAACCAUCGCCAUGGAAGCGGCUGCCAUGGCAAUGGCAGGAAAGCGACACCCAUCCACAGAUAGCCAUAGCUCAGUAAUGACCUGCGAUAAAGCUGUGCUGGUUUCCAAGGCCGAAGAGUACCUUAAAACACCCAGGUCCUCGAUAGGAAUACAGGUGGAAGCGGCAACUGAUUCUGAGUGUGAAAGUAAAGGCUCCCGAGAAUAUCAUUCAGUCGGGAUUCAAGUGGAAGAUGAGAGACGUCAGGGGAGGUUUAAGCGCUCCAACAGCGUCACGGCCUCUGUCCAAGCAGAUCUCGAGUUGGAGGGUUUUCCUCUCAUGGAGGAUAAAGGACUUCAGUUCGGUGGAGGUUUCCAGCGUCACAGUGAGCCCAGCACACCCACGCAAUACGGCGCGGUACGGACCGUCCGAACCCAGGGCCUGUUCAGUUACCGUGAGGACUACCGCACCCCCACAGAGCCCUCGAGUCCCCAGCGCAGCCCCGAGCCCUGGCUGGAGCCGUCGCCGCGGGAACCCGUUGCCACGGUAGCGGUUACGGUGACGCCGCCCCAACCAUCAGAUUCGGGAAGAGCCUCGCCGUCGUGCAGGAGGGACGGAAGCUGGUUCAUGCAGCUGCUCCACACGGAGACGAAAAAGAUCGAGGGAUGGUGCAAAGAGCUGGAGGGAGAGGCAGAAGAGAACGACCUGUCAGAAGAGAUCCUGGGGAAGAUCAGGAGCGCUGUAGGAAGCGCACAGCUCCUAAUGUCUCAGAAAUUCCAGCAGUUUUAUUGGCUUUGCCAGCAAAACCUAGACCCCAGCGCCAUGCCUCGACCCACCUCUCAGGAUCUCGCCGGGUUCUGGGACCUGCUGCAGCUCUCUAUCGAUGAUGUUACCUCCAAAUUCAAUGAACUGCAGAAGAUUAAGUCCAAUGAUUGGAGACUUAUUGAGAGUCCUGUGAAAAAGCUCCCACCACCUGUACCAAAGAAAACCCUGCGUAAAAGUAUGACGAGAGAAAAAUCUCUGGACCUACCUGACCGCCAGAGACAGGAGGCGAGACGGCGCCUCAUGGCGGCCAAACGCGCAGCUUCAUUUCGCCAAAACUCAGCAUCAGAGCGAGCCGACAGCAUCGAGAUCUACAUCCCGGAGGCCCAGACACGACUCUGAGAGUCACAGAAAACACCAUCAUCACACCCUCAUUAUUCUCAGAGACUAAACCUGUUAAAAAUGCCACACCGCAGUCAUCAGAAAUUUUCAAAACACUAUAGAACUUUUUUCUUUUUUGGAGUGUUAUCAUCUUAGAACACCACUUUAAUGGUGUUGAAAGGGUUUUUUACCUUCUUUUGGAAAAGCCUGGAACAUGUAAAGCCAGUUUGAGUUGCAAUUGUCUCUUAAUGGAGCCAUACAUCGCCAAAAUAACCAUACUGCAUUACAUAUCGCAAUUGUAGACCAGUGUGACAACGAAGUUGCCUCACAGAGUAAUAUUUUACAUAAUCUUUAAUCACACCUGAAUAACGUGUCAAAUCUGAAUCCCUCACUGAGUGUCGCUGAGAACCAUUUAGCACUUUUUAUGAUUAAAAAAUUUAGUUCACGUGAAGUCCAAACUUCAAACGUUACCGUUCCCUUGUUAUUAUAAAAAUUAGGACUCAAUGGAGAAAAGCUUCAAUAUUUGAGAAAUGAAGAUGAACAAAAAUCUAGUUCCAUUUAUUCAGGUGUUAUAGUUUCAUUCUCAUUGAUUCCUCUUCUCUCUACACAGUAAUGUUCUUUUUAUUUUAUUUAAUGAGUUUUCUUCUCAUGAGUUCUCAUUGCAUGUGCCAGUGCUGAAAUACCUCAAUCAUACAUUUUGGAUUGAAGCUGUAGGUCAGAGCAGGAAGUCACAGCCUAAAGAAGUGAUUCUCUUUAUGGGGGUAUACACUAUCCAAUUAGAAGAACUAGAAAGGUGGUUUUCAUUUGUAUUGUUAUAGCACAUAUACACCUAUUACACAUUCAUACUUUUAUGCUUUAUAUCAUUCUAUAGGAACUAGGUUUUUGGAUGCAGUUGCUUAAAACGUAAAUUUUUGCACUUUCUUCUAAAAGUAUGUCUGUAUGUAUUUCCAAGGGAAAUGAAUUUACUGAACUUCUCAAAGAUACUGUUGCAGUUGAAUUGCAAGGUUUUGUGAGACUAUUUAUGAUUUAAUCUCUCAGAAUGUUCCAUCCCUUCAACCUUACGUGGUUAAUUACCAGUCCAAAAAAAUCCUAUUAAGUUCUUUAUUUUGAAAAGGCCAUUUUCCUCUCCAUCUGCUGUUAUCACACAUCUGUCCUGUGAUUUAAACAAAACCUGCUUUUGUGCCUACAUGUAUUUUGUUGUUUAUGACAAAGCGAAUCAAUGAAUCUGUCUGAGCUGAAGGAGAAGGUCAGAGGCCAAGGGUUUCUACUAUUAUCUAGCUGCCUUGAAGGUUACUGAUGGAUGUUUCUUUAGUUUAUGUCAGUUUAUGUUUUCUUUAGUUUAAAGAUUCAGGGAGCUUUUUAUCUCCUAACAUUGAUUGAUGAAAGAGAAACCACACUAUUAAUGUCUGUUAGUAUUUCCGACAGACAGUAUGCCUCUGUUUUUUGUGUAAUUUUGCUGAUUUUCAGAAAAGUAUGUUUUUUUCAUCAAAAGUACUAUUAAGGUUGCAUGCAGUCCACAUACAAUUCCAACAGUAUAAAUUCAACUAUUUAAAUCAAACCUAAAGCUAACAUUUGCAAUCUCACAUUGUUAUAACAUGUUCUUUUUAAAUACCUUAACUUAACAAUCAGAGACAAUUUUAUUGUUUUUUUUUAAUAAGAAAAUUAUGCAAAAAAAUUCACCCAGUGACCCGAGUUUAUUAACAAUAGUGGUGCAGAAAUUAUGACUAUAAUCAAAUAUAAGUGAUUAUUUAGAGUCUAGGUGUUAAAGGAAACCUCAUGAUGGUUAAUUAUAUUAAAUUAUUAAGAUGGAAAAUAAUCAUGCUGCUAUAAAUUGUUAUUCGAUCAAUUAUUAUUUUAUUAACAUCGUUUUAAAAAUACCCAUUAUACCCAGAGAGAGAUUUCAUGAAGUUAACAUACCCAUUUGGCACUAACAUUUUGACUUUUGAACACUAUUAAUAUUAAUCGAAGAUACAUGAACACUUCUGUUUGCAUCUCAGUAACAUUUACAGCCUCUGAAGUGUCACUGCCGACAGCCUCAAAAACCUGUUUCCCAAAGACUGUGUUCAGAAUUCACUGAGCACAACUUGGCAUUUCACCCAUGACAUUAUUCCUUCAGUGAACUUUUUUGUUGUUGGACAUCCUGUGGGAUCUGUGAACUCACCCAAGUUCUGUUAAACCAAUCAGAGACUGUUUUCAUUCAUUUUCUUCACUACUGUAUAUCUUAUAACAGGUAUAGCAAAGUGUCGUCAAGCUCUAGUCUUAAUUCACUAUCUCAUUUCAAAUGAAAAAAGAUUUUAUGUUCUCUGAGGAGACCGCCCUGUAUUUCUUUCUGCUCCAGUGGGCUCUAUAUGGAGGGUAGGCCGGGGAUUAAAGGACAUUAGUUUUAUCACUUCCACUCAACUUUCUUGUAACGUGAUUGUCUCAAUUUCCUUUGCGCGGUGUGACCUUGAGGGAGCUUGUAGUAGGAAGCAAAUAUUUUCUUUUCAUUUCUCUGCAGUAAUCCUAUUCUGCUUUAUGUCAUCGCUCAAACACAAUUACAGCAUUUCAUCUGGAAAAGGCUUGUAAUAGAGUGUCUUCAAGCUAUAGAAAAUGUUAGUUUUAUUUAUCCUUGUGCAUAUUUUUGAGAACAAACCAUCAAGCAUUGUGUCAUUGCACUGGGUGAUAGCUCGGAUUUAAUAGCAUCAAAAGCUUUAUUUGAUCAUUCUUAAGAAUAAAUCAUUUAUAUCUCUGUAGUUUGUAUGUAAUGGAGUAGAUUAAAUGAGUGCUUAUGAUUACAACGGAUGUUCUUCUGGCCUUUCCAAACAAUAACCUCACAUAAAAUCGGCAUGCUUGUACCGAAAGUGUUUUUUUCUGAAUGCGAGAUCAUACUGAGCCAUUGUGUUUCUUAUUUUGGGAAAUUCUAUUUAUUUGAUCUUUUUUCUAUAAAUAGUGAGGAAAGGUGGAUGGUGUCUUUGCUGCUGCAUUGUGAAAUCUGUCCUUUCUAAUCGACUUGUCAAGUUUUCAAUAUGCAAACAUGCAAGCCCACUGUAACACAGGCAGUGUUUAUGUGCCAAAUAUGUUUAUGUGCCACAUGUUUGAACAGUUUCUGCUGUUUACAGAUCCUCAUGUCUUCCCCAUGCUUCCUCAUUAUCAUCAUUUCAACAUGACACGCUGUCUACUUUACAGUGAGCUAAGCUCUAAACACAUAACAAAUGCUCACCUUCUCCUUAAAAACAUUUACUGUAAGAAAACAAAAUCAGUUCAAUUGAUUGAUGGCCACAGUUUCUUCAACAGAGUUGCACUGGGUGCUCAUUUGGUUGAAAUAAGCUUUCAUAAAACAUACAUUUUUAUUGCCAUCUCACAUACGUGAGUAUUUAGAAAAAGACUUAUUCGAAAAGAUUUGUCCUUCAGACCCAUGGUAUUUAAACAGCUAGUGGGCUUUCAGUAGGCUACUUGAGUCUCAUGGACCUGGUCCGAUUCUGUUUUUUACUGUAGAGAAGCUUUGUCUUGGGACUGGAUUAAUCCUGGAUCUCAGAUUGUGAAAAUAUUAUAAAAGCUUAGUGAAAUUAACAAUUGAGGAAGGUAGUUGUUUAGCUGAGAAUAUUUUCAUUUAUUAUACUGUAUAUCAUAUCUAUAUGAAGGGUGAAUAUAAAACCAAAUAUUCAUUAUUUGUACAGAAUUCUAUAAAUAUAAAUAUAUAUAUAUAUAUAUAUAAAAACAUUAUUAUUGAACCUUUGUUGAAGCAAGUUUUUCUGCUCUUCCUUAUUGGUUGAGUUGUUUAUUGAUUUAUUUUUUGGUGGCAUGCACCAUUCUGAUGCUGAAUGUGGGAACUCCUGCUUCACUGCUUUUCCAAAUGACUUUUUGAAGGUUGUUUAUUGUUAAUUACAGUUCAUUUUAUUUUUUAUGUAUUCAUCAAAUGUUUCAAUUGUUAUUAACACAGAUUUGACCUGUUUAGAUUUGCUUUUGCUCA
Molecule: messenger RNA, 7375 nt
Organism: Triplophysa dalaica
Lineage: Eukaryota; Metazoa; Chordata; Actinopteri; Cypriniformes; Nemacheilidae
Gene: dlgap2a
Product: discs, large (Drosophila) homolog-associated protein 2a
Exons: 16
Coding region: 100-3447 (1115 amino acids)
Biological process (GO): signaling
Cellular component (GO): postsynaptic specialization; glutamatergic synapse
Molecular function (GO): molecular adaptor activity
Source: RefSeq, a predicted model, not a curated record